AUGAAGGCCUUAAUUCUAGCACUGGCAUUGACCCUUGUGGGUUGUCAGCAACAAAAACAAACUGAAGGUGAUGUUGCCACAUAUGCAGUCGAAUUUCAAAAUACAAUCAGACUCCCAGGAAAAGGUGCAGGAAGCUCUGGACUGAAAUUAAAAUGUAAAAUUGCCAUUGGCCAAAUUGCACCAGACCGUAAAGUUCUACAGCUUCAUAGCGUUGAAGUGCUUGAGCUCAAUGGCAUCCAGCCACAGCAGGACUUCAAGCAGUCAUCCAAGCUGACCAAGAUGUUUGAGGAAGACUUACCUGGCAUAGUUACAUUUCGCCACAGGAAAGGCUUUGUUGAUGACAUCAUGGCUUCAGGACACUUCUCAGAAUAUAAACUUGGAGUCUACAAAGGACUUCUGAACAACCUGCAAUAUUCCAUGAAGCUAGACCAGAAAAGCUACAACUUAAGAGAGAAUAGUAUUUGGGGGAGGUGCAACACAACAUACCUUGUUCAAAAUGCUGUAAAAGCCGAUGAGAUCUUCAUGACCAAGUCCAUGGACUUAAACGACUGUGACAACGCUGCUUUCAAGAUCUUUGGUGCGUCGCAUGUUACUCCAUGUGAAGCCUGUCAACAGAAAGUCAAACCUUUCCAAGGCUCAGCUACAUUCAAGUACAGAUUUAGGGAUGCACAAAAGGGAGACAACGAGAGAACAAUUAUGCAGGUCGAAGGUGUGGAAAUCCGUGAGUUCGCACCAUUCAAUGAGCUUAGUGGAGCAACAGGCAUCAUGGAGGCCAGGCUUAAAAUGGUAUUCAUCGAUAUGCAUGGCCACUUGCCGCAUGUCCCUUCUGACUUGAAGAGAUGGGGCUCACUUACCUACAGGUUUAAUUAUGAACUUCCUCCUCUUCCUAUUCCAUUGAUAAAGAGCAACAACGUAGAGAGAGAAAUUGAGGAAAGAUUGCAGUAUUUGGCAGGACACCCAAAUGCAAAGUUUCCAAGAGAUGGUGCAAUUAAAUACCUGCAGGCUAUCGAACUUGUGCGUGACAUGAACGAUACAAAAUAUUUAGAUUCGCUCUUUAGAAAACAUGCCAAUGAGCCAACACUCAGACACCUCAUCGUGCAACUAGCUGCUGCCGCUGGUACUCCAGAUGCACUUAGAUUCUUGAAACAUAGGUUUGAUCAGAGAGAAAUCAGCAGGAUUGAAGCGACAAUGGCAUUUGUUACCUUCUUUCAUACCUGUACUCCAUCUCCAGAAAUCCUAGAAACAGCUAUGGCAAUUGUGACAGAUGCCCUCAAAGGCCCCAGAAGUUUCUACCGCAGCUUUACCUGCCUUGCCUAUGGAACUGUUGUUAAAAAAUACUGUUCUUCCUCAGAAACUUGCCCUGACAAAUACAUCAAGCCUUUGAAUGAUUUUGCAAUUAAAGCAAAACGUACAUCCGACAUAGAUGGACAAAUGCUGGUACUGAAGGCCUUAGCAAAUGUGGGACAUGUCAUCAUUGAGAAGCCCAUCAUGAAGACCUUUGCAGCUCUCAUUUCUUCUCCUGACUCCCUGCAUCCUUGCGCUGCCAUCUUAGCUCUAAGAGGCCUUGUUGAGAAGUAUCCUGCACGGGUGGAAGCACUUACUGUUCCAAUCGUCAUGGACAACAGGAUAGAACCCGUAACUCGUAAAUGUGCUGCCAUGGUUUAUAUGGAAUCCCUACCAGCUCUCCCUUCAUUGAUGGCAAUGACUAAUUAUGCAUCAGAGACACCCAUGUCAGAAGUGAAAUAUUUCCUGUUAACUCUUAUACGUGAAGCGGCCACUUGCAGAGCUCCUGACUGCCAAGAGAUGGCUUCUGCCUGCAGAGUGGCACUUAAAGUACUGAGCAUCAAGAUUCAACGGCCUAGCUAUCGCCACAGCAUGGUUUACUUCUUUGGUCUUCACAGUGAACGACUUAUGGCUGGUUUGAGAGCUGAGGUUGUCAGCAUAGGCAAAGAAGGAAAUAUCCUCCCAUUGUUUACCAUGUUCAAAACCAGGGCGAACAUCCUUGGCGUCUCCUCUGAUCUUGUAGAGGUCGGCGUUAAGAGUAUAGGACUAUCUCGCCUUUUUGAAAGGGCAUAUGCAGAAGGAAGGCUCCAUGACUUGCCCUUCGAUCAGAAAAAAGGAGGACACGACCCAACAUUUGGAGGACUAUAUCUCAAAUUAGCACGCCAAGAAAUCGCGUAUGUGGAGCUCACUCCUGAUGUGAUCCAGGAUGCAUUGCAGAUAUUCCAUGGCAAAAUGCCUCUCCCCUGGAUAAAAGAUUCCGCAGAUGGCCUUAAAAAUCAUCCAAACAUGCAGUGGGAAAACAAUUUAGUAUCUGCAGAAAUCUACGGUGUUGUGCCUACAUGCACUGGACUUCCACUUCAAAUAAACUUGGUUCAUUUUACUCACACAUCAGUCAAUGGAAACGUUCAGUUAUCCAUGAGUCCUGAGCCGACAUCACAUUUGAGUUUCCCUGACUUGCUUAACAUCGAUAUGAAACUGAAAACCAGAUUGUCUGUCAGCAUGAACAAAGAUAUGCUCGUGACGAUGGGAAUCGUUGUCCCUGAAUUCCAGGCUAUAAUACAAGAGAAUGUCAAAAUGGUUACCAAUAUCCCUGUGAACGUUGAUAUCUCUAUGAACAUUAAGGAAAAGACCUUCAAACUUGAACUUCCACCAUGCAGAGAGGAAACUGAACUCAUGUCUUUCAGUGCUAUGACAUCUGUUAUCACUCGCAACCUUGAAGAGGCACCUGCAACCAAGUCAACUCCACUUUUCGUCCCUCAAACUGUGUCUAAAAUAAUAAGAGGCUCCUUUGAGUCAGCAGAACAACGGAAUGAAAGAAGGGACCAAAUUUCUGCAGAACGGUCAGAACAUUACAGGCCUGCCCCUCGUCGCACUGAGUGUGUUGAAGCAUGCACAUUUGGAUGCAGGGCUUGCGUUGAAUGGUCAAACAUUUAUGCUGGGUGCUCCAUAGAUGACUCUCUGUACAACUUGGCUGGCGAACAUACUUUUAGAGUAACACUCAAGCAAGCUGAGAGAAGAGCACCCAUUGAGAAGUUACGAUUGACUGUUCAAGGAGGCGCUCAUUCUAGUUUACCAAUGGUGCGUUUGACGCGAGAUGAAGAAAGACAUUUAAGAAGAAUUCAGCCCAUCAGCAGUUCCAGCGAAAGUGAUAGCGAUAGCUCUAGUGAUAGCUCUGACACCUCAAGCAAUGAUUGGGAUGACCGUGAUGACGAUGAAAUGAUAGAUAUGAAGCAGCAAGAACGUUAUCAGAAGCACCCCAGGAAGACUUCUUUGAAGAGCAGCAGCAGCAGCAGCAGUGACGACAGCAGCAGCAGCAGCGACAGCAGCAGCAGAAGCAGUGACAGCAGUAGCAGAAGCAGCGAUAGCAGCAGCAGUAGCAGCGAUAGCAGCAGCAGCAGCGAUAGCAGCAGCAGCGACAGCAGCAGUAGUAGUAGCAGCAGUGACAGCAGUGACAGCAGCAGCAGCAGCGACAGCAGCAGUAGUAGCAGCGACAGCAGCAGCAGCAGUGACAGCAGCAGCAGCAGCGACAGCAGCGACAGCAGCAGCAGCAGUGACAGCAGCGACAGCAGCAGCAGCAGCAGCAGUGACAGCAGUGACAGCAGUGACAGCAGCAGCAGCGACAGCAGGAGCAACAAGAAACAAUCCAAGGGCCGCCCAAGCAAACAGAAGCAUGUUAAGGACAGCCACAUUAGCAGCGGCAAGAGACCUUCAAAGGACUUGCGAGGUCUGGAAUUGGCUAACGCGAAAUACAUGGCACACAAGGCAAAGCAGCAGGUGAAGCACCAGCAAGCAUCAAGCAGUUCAUCAUCAUCCUCCGAAUCCAGUAGCAGCUCUAGCAGCGACUCCAGAAACACCAGAAGCAGCAGCAGAGACAGAAAGCAGAAAGGCGGAAGGGGCAGCUUCUCACGGGAGGACCAGUACCAGGACCAUGGCGAUUCACUACGACCUUACGUUACCAUUGUGGCUGAGGCAGUUAGGAGUGAUAAGAAAGAACAGGGCUACAAAUUUUCAAUGUACAUGAAGCAUGACCGCUACAAAGCCCAGAUGAAAAUAGUUGGAAGUGAGCUUGCCAGAACCAAGUGGAGAGCAUGUCUUGAUAGUGUUGUGCAACCUUACAACCUCCAGAAUCAACUGAGCUGGGGUGACAACUGCAAAGAUUACAACAUUCGAGUAAAGGCUUCCAGUGGACUGGUUGCAGAACGGGACGCAUUCGAAAUUGAGAUGAAAUGGACAAAGGUUCCACGCUAUCUAGAGAAAUGUGCUGCUUGGGUUAUGGAUCUCAUUCCUGGUAUUGCAUACAUGAAAUACUUCACAGCGGUUUAUCAGAAGAAUCCUUCACGCCAGAUUCUGUUCAGAAUAGUCCAGUCCUCUCCAUGGACAACAGCUACAAUCUUGAGAGUUCCCGGGGAAACCUUUUACAGAGAUGGCCUCUGUUUUCCAUUUUCUUUACCCGCUUUCGAAACUCCAUAUUAUCAAUCUUCAGCAAAAAGGGCAUAUGAUUUAUUUGAAUUAAUGUCAUGGGCACCCAAAGGAGGUGAAGCUGUAUGUGAGGUGGACAACGAACGGAUCAUGACCUUUGAUAACAAGGUAUUCAAUGUAACUACAACCAAACAUGCCUGUGACCUUCUGGUAGUCCAAGACUGCAACAAAAAUGAAAAUUAUGAACCACGGUUCCGUGUUUGGAUAUCAAAGUCCAGACCUGAUAGUCCAGGAGAGGUUCACGUCAAUAUCUCUUCAGAGAUCAGAAGUUAUAUCAGAAUCUUACCUACCAUGAAUAAGCUUUCUUUGUUAUACAAUGAGAAUCGGGUCCUGCUUGACAAAAAGGAGUUUGAGGAUGAGAAAGCGCACGUUAAAAUGUGUAAAAAUGAGACCACUGUUGCUAUUGAGGCACCACUGAUAGGCCUAGUGAAUGUGACGUACGAUGGCGAAACUCUGAUGAUUACAGUCGCUUCCACCAUGAGAGGUAAAACCUGCGGACUCUGCGGAAACAAUGACGGUGAAAUGAGUAAUGAAGCCCAGAUGCCCAAUCAAGAACAGGCAUCAACCACUACAGAGCUUUUGCGUUCCUGGUCUUUGACGGAUAGGUGUGAUAGAGGUGAUAGAGGUGUAGAGACAAAAAUUAGAAUUGUAUACAGCAUUAAAUGGAAGCAACGUCUGACUCAGAGGCUUGGGCAGCUUAGCUCUGAGAAGACUCCAGACUGGGUGAACAUUACCCUGACAACGUACUUCAGAUCAACCUUUCGAUAUCUCAAAUUAACUGAGUUAUCUCGAGAACCACCUUGGGGAUGCCAGUGCUACAUCAAAUGA
Molecule: messenger RNA, 5310 nt
Organism: Podarcis muralis (Common wall lizard)
Lineage: Eukaryota; Metazoa; Chordata; Lepidosauria; Squamata; Lacertidae
Source: RefSeq, a predicted model, not a curated record